AUGGCAACGACCCUUCACCUGGCUGUCACUCCACGACGCUGCCUGCACUUGGCACUAACCCCUGCGUUCAGCGUAUCACUCUUCGACUCACCACCGGAGGCUGAUUUCUAUAUUUCCAACAUCACCGAGUGGAGAAAAGACAUCCCUACACCCCCUGGCUCUGGACAGGACCUUUCUUUUUCUUCAGACUUCCAGGACAUGCACAGCACUGAACUCUUUGACUUCAAGGACACUGCCUCCCAGUGCAGCAUGGACAGCGCAUACCAGAGCCAGACUAGCGCAAGCCAGCGCGGAACCAAGAGACCACAGCUCUACCCCCAGGAGAGCCAGAGCACGAUGGGUGCACAGCUUGUUAGCGGCGACAUCUACUCGCCGUCAAUGAGCUCAGAUAGCUACAACGCCUUCCAGGACAUGAACCAGAUGCAACUUCCCGCUGCCUGGGACGCCCAGGAAGGAUCCAUGGGAUUUGCUAACUACUCUACUGGGCAGGACUUUCCCCUAUACUCGACGUCGACCGCCUCGCGAUUCAACCCCACGUCCGCAGUCAACAUCUGGGGUCCCGUCCAUUCGCAAUUCCAGAACGUCUCAUAUAACUUCACAUCCUACCCCACAGACUCGAAUGAGACAAUGUUCAACACAGCAGCGCCUAUUCAGCAAUGGAGCAGCGCGCGCCCUACGACCGUACGCAGCUCAUCAUCUUACACUGCACAUGGAGCAUCGCGACGUGCUUCCUCCAACGAUGUAGGGUUCAGUGCAUUUGUCGCUUCCCCAAGCACAACAAGCGUACAGCUGCCUCAAUCUGUCGAGUCUGAGCAAACACAGUCACAAUACGUUGAGCAGAGGAACGAUACCGAGGAGAGCGCCAACACCUCUCUUGCACCACAGUCCCUCAGCGGUCAGGAGGAAGUACAGUCUCCCAUUGACGCUACUGAAGCUACGCUCGAGGAAGAGCGCACAAAGGUUGCUCGUAGCCACAUUCUCUACCAGCAAGGCCCUGACAAGGACGGUAAAUACCACUGCCCAGAGGAGGGUAAGCCUGGCUGCACCCACAAGCCCACACCUCUGAAGUGCAACUACGACAAGUACGUCGAUUCGCACCUGAAGCCAUUCCGCUGCAACAAGAAGACCUGUGUCGGCGUCCAAUUCUCCUCCACCGCAUGCCUGCUCCGCCACGAGCGUGAGGCCCACGGCAUGCACGGACACGGUGCCAGGCCCCACCUCUGCCACUUCCAAGACUGUGAGCGCGCUGUGCCAGGUCACGGCUUCCCUCGCCGUUACAACCUCUUCGACCACAUGAAGCGCGUCCACCAGUUCGAAGGUCCAACCACUGAACCCUCCCCACCUACAAUGCAGGGUCACGCGCUGCGCAAGCCUGUGUCUCGUAAGCGUAAGGCAACAGAGGACAUGGUCGAGAAGCGCCAGAAGGUCAUUAAGCUCACUGCUGAGCAACAGCUGCAGCAGCGCCGCGACCAGCUCGCCCAGGACUUCGUGAGCAAGAAGCAACACAUCAUCGACUUCCUCACCAACCUCACUGGCCCUGAUGAGCUGUCCGACGAUCUGAAGCUUAGCCAAGACGUCAUGGCUCUGCACGAGAUCAGCACCAAGUUCAGAAGCAGCUACGGCGGCUGA
Molecule: messenger RNA, 1629 nt
Organism: Boeremia exigua
Lineage: Eukaryota; Fungi; Ascomycota; Dothideomycetes; Pleosporales; Didymellaceae
Exons: 3
Coding region: 1-1629 (542 amino acids)
Source: RefSeq, a predicted model, not a curated record